This is a messenger RNA of Hymenoscyphus albidus, 2610 nucleotides long. The record is from the annotation of a GenBank genome assembly. NCBI's taxonomy places the organism in Eukaryota, Fungi, Ascomycota, Leotiomycetes, Helotiales, Helotiaceae.
GGGCAAGUCAACAUUGAGAAUAAAGUCUCGCCUUCUUCCCUCCUAGAACUGAUUCCUUUCUCUCCAUGGUCAAUUCCACUCUACACUCUACACUCCGCAUCCUCAACACAUCUUCAACUUCGUCUCUUCUACUGCUUAAUAGCACAAAUACCAUCAUUCCUCCUUCAUACCAAAAUACUUCAAGUCCACUAGAUCUUUCCGCUGUACCAGCUACCGCCAUCGAUCGUCAUCCGACUUCCAGUGUUCUGCAAGAAGGCACUUCGAUAUAUCGAGCACAAAUACGAAUCUACUAACCAAACACAACUACCAGGAACCAUUAGGUUGAGUCUCUUGGAGCUCAUUCGAUAUACCGAAUCUCUUAUCAUCGAUCGAUACAUUAGCUUGUCUUUCGACCGAGAUCCUAUCUGAUACUUCAUCAUGGCAACUCAAGUAUCAACCCCGGUCAAGUCCCACACGGGGCUUUUCUCCACGCGUACCGCUGGCGGACGUAUGCCUUUGACUCCCUCUCCUCGUACCCGCACUGCGGCAAUGGUCAACAACAACAACAACAACAACAACUCUUCUCCAUUCACCCCUGAGAGAAAGACGUUGGACAACGAGAGAGUGGCUACCAAGUCAGUAUACGGUGGAAACCUGUCAUCACACUUCCAAAAGUCGACCUCAAGAACAUCCCACCGCGACUCGCCAAAGUCGAACAUCGCUAAGGGUGUCCAGACUCCUCGCCGAGCACUUGAACUUGGUGUAUCCGACUUUGCACUUACUGGCACUGGAGGCAAGACACCCAGCAGUAAGUCAUCAAGAAAAGGACCUAUUCGUCAAAAGUCCACCAAGACAACUGUGUCCUAUGGAGAUCGAUUCAUUCCAAACAGAGCAGCUAGCUCAGCCAUUGCUACCGUCGGCUGUGGCAAGCUUGAACUCGGAGACAAGUCGAGACCCAACUCAAGCACGGGAGAGAGCUCCGCUGUCCUGUCAUCCGCUGCCGAUGAUGCUCUUGCUGCUCUUGGUUCACUAUCUCUCAACGACGACGACGAGCCAUCCACUUAUUCUCGCCCAUCCCCAAACACUGUUGCCUACCAAGACUCAUUAGCAUCUGCUUGUGGCGUCUCUCUCAACCAACGUAUUCUUGCAUUCAAGCCAGCUCCUCCAGAGUCAUCUAAGCCAGUUGACCUUCGUUCUCAAUACAACAGACCAAUCAAGAAUGCCAACGCAGCAUCUGCCCAGUUCAGACGUCGCGUUGCAACUGCCCCAGAACGUGUCCUUGAUGCUCCAGGUCUUGUUGACGACUACUAUCUCAACCUCCUCGAUUGGUCUUCUGGCAACCAGGUCGCCAUUGGCCUUGAACGAAAUGUCUAUGUCUGGUCCGCCGAAUCAGGAACCGUCAGCUCUCUUCUCGAGACCAGCCCAGAUACGUAUGUCAGCAGUGUCAAAUGGUCCGGCGACGGAGCAUAUGUAAGUGUCGGUCUCGGUACAGGUGAAGUGCAAAUCUGGGAUGUUGAGGAGGGUACCAAGCUCCGAAGUAUGACAGGUCAUGAUACCAGAGUUGGUGUUAUGGGCUGGAAUAAGCACACUCUCUCCACCGGUGCCCGAUCAGGUCUCGUCUUCAACCACGAUGUAAGAAUCGCCCAACACAAGACCGCUGAGCUUGUCUCCCACACAUCCGAAGUUUGUGGACUUGAGUGGCGCGCCGAUGGUGCUCAGUUGGCAACCGGCGGUAACGACAACCUUGUUUCUAUCUGGGAUGCUCGCUCAUUGGCAGUUCCAAAGUUCACCAAGACCAACCACAAGGCAGCUGUUAAGGCUUUAAGCUGGUGCCCAUGGCAACCAAACGUGCUCGCUACUGGAGGUGGAUCCUAUGAUCGCCACAUCCACUUCUGGAACACCACUACUGGCGCUCGUGUCAACAGCAUCGAUACCGGUUCUCAAGUCACCUCCCUCCGAUGGAGCCCUCAUUACCGUGAGAUCGUUAGCACCAGUGGAUUCCCAGACAACUCCAUCAGCAUCUGGAGCUACCCAACCUUGGUUCGAAAUGUUGAGAUUCCAGCACACGAGACCCGAGUCCUCCACAGCUGCCUCAGUCCCGACGGACAAAUGCUAGCUACUGCUGGUAAGUUUUAUUGUGAACUUCAUAUUGGGAUUUUACUAACAAAUUUUCCUAGCUGCCGACGAGAGCUUGAAGUUCUGGAAGGUCUUCGAGAAGAAAGCCGGCUCUGCAUCCUCCGCAGCUGCAUCAGGUUCUUCAGCAAAGGCUGAUAUGGUUAAGCAAAUGACCAUCCGUUAAGCAAUGGAUGUCAUCAAAACACUCUGAGGCGUCCGGGCUUCCAAGAGUGAAUGGUAAAGUAUCAAGGACGAUUCCCUACUUGCUUUAGCGGUUUGGAUUGGUAGCGAGGAGUUGGGGAGUUUGAUGUUGGUCUCCCUCAAUGCCCACGGCCGAAAGUGCUUCACCUGGUGCGAGCGAUGCUUAACAUUAACGAACGAUAACUGGAAAGACUUGUUUUUUGUGCGGGAUAUUACUUCCAAAUGGCCAGGAUAAUAGGCUUAUAAUUUAUGCCUUGACUUGGGCUAUAGCUGUUAAAGGACUGUUUUGAUAACUUCAAUCAAGGUGUUUUUGGG